This is a messenger RNA of Erythranthe guttata (spotted monkey flower), 1686 nucleotides long. RefSeq names its product pentatricopeptide repeat-containing protein At4g33990. Gene Ontology annotation, molecular function: protein binding; RNA binding. NCBI's taxonomy places the organism in Eukaryota, Viridiplantae, Streptophyta, Magnoliopsida, Lamiales, Phrymaceae. The record is from RefSeq and is a predicted model, not a curated record. Gene Ontology annotation, biological process: RNA modification.
AUGGUGCCGGAGAAACUUGGUUCCUUUCUCCACCACUGCGCCAAAACAAAGUCCUUCCGGCUUGGGAUUUCCCUACACGCUGCCGCAAUCAAAACAGGAACGCUGGCAGAAGUCUUUACCGGAAACCAUGUUCUCAACUUUUAUGCGAAAUGUGGCUGCAUUGAUGCCGCCCGCCACCUGUUUGACGAAAUGCCGCACAGAAAUUUGGUCACAUGGUCUGCUAUGAUAUCGGGUUACGGCCAGUCGAAAAGACCCCGUUUAGGACUUCAACUUUUCAGUCGAAUGCAGACGUAUUUUAAGCCAAACGAACACGUCUUUGCUAGUGUUCUUAGUUCUUGCUCCGAAAUUACGGACUUGUAUCUCGGGCGGCAAAUUCACGCUCAGGCAUUAAAACUGAGACAUGCUUGUGUUAUCUUCGUUCUUAAUUCACUAAUUUUGAUGUACAUGAAAUGUGGUAUGUGCACCGAUGCCUUAUCGAUGUUUACUGAUAGUAAGUCAGAUUCUUUAACAUUGGUUUCGUACAAUAUAGCAAUUACCGGGCUGGUAGAAAAUAAACGGCAAGAAAAGGGGAUUGAAUUAUUCCGAAGUAUGUCUCGACUGGGUCUUGUUCCUGACCGGUUUACUUUUGCGGGAUUAUUAGGGCCCGGUCAACCCAUUUAUGAUCUAUCGGUAGUCAUGCAAUUGCACGGUCAAAUGCUAAAGCUUGGGCUCGAUUACAUCGCAUUUUCCGGAAAUAUCUUGAUUGCAUUAUACUCGAGUUAUAAUCUGAUAGACGAACCCGAAAAGGUUUUCAGGUCUAUCGAAAAAAAAGAUGCUAUUUCGUGGAAUACAGCUAUUGCUGCUUUCUGUCACUGUGAAGAUAACUCAAAGGCUUUGGAUAUUUUCCGAGAGAUGGUGAAUGACCAUAAUGUGGGUCCCGAUGAUUUCACGUAUGCAAGUGUGCUCUCUGCAGCUGCUCGAACGGGCUCAAUGAGAAACGGGAAGGAAAUUCACGCCCGUCUAAUUAGGACAAGGCGAGAUUACGAUGUUGGUGUCGGAAACUCACUUGUCAACAUGUACGCUAAAAACGGAUCCAUUACUUCGAGUUACGCUAUUUUUCAGCAAAUGGAGAUUCGUAAUAUUUUUUCGUGGAACAGCAUCAUCGCUGCCUUUGCAAAUCACGGUCUUGCCGAGAAAGCUAUUGCAUUGUUCGAGGAAAUGACGAAAACAGGCCUGCAGCCAGAUUCGGUUACGUUUCUCGAACUUCUAACGGCCUGCAAUCAUUCGGGCCUGUUGGAUGCAGGCCGGGCCCUUUUCAACUCCAUGAGUGAAAAUUACGGAAUUACCCCUGCUGCGAACCAUUUGUGCUGCCUAGUUGAUUUACUAGGAAGAGCCGGGAGGUUAACCGAGGCUAACGAAUACGCAAGUAAAUAUUCUGUAAUAAACGAUGCAGUUGUUUUGGGGUCGUUACUUUCUUCGUGCAGAUUGCAUGGAGGGUUUCUAGCUGGAGAAGAGAUAGCUAAGAAGCUUCUAGAACUUGGUCAUGUUACGAAGUGUUCGCCUUAUGUUCUGCUUUCGAACUUGUACGCAAUGAAUAGAAAGUGGGAUUGUGUUGACCGGACGAGGAACUUGAUUCGAGUUGGUGGACUGGAGAAGGAGCCUGCGUGUAGUUUGAUCGAAGUAAAUCGAUCGAUUAAAAAGUUUUAA